AUGAAAAUUCCGUUUGGCGACCUCUUCAAGCCCAGCCCAGCACCUCCUGGGUUUGGAGAAGGAAAGAUUCUACCCGAAGGCACUUCACCGCUGUUGUCAAAACUUAUCUUUCAAUGGCUCGGCCCUUUCUUGGAGGUGGGGUACUCUAGACCAUUAGAGAAAGAAGAUUUCUGGGAGCUACCGAAGGCCCGUUUGACGGCAACAAUCACAGAUGACGUCGAGAGGAAUUUCUAUGCGCGGUGUCCUCCAGAGAAGCGGCCACGGCAUAUUCGAGCUAGAGAAACUACCCCAGGGGAAAAGUCCGUUGAAGAACAUGGGGGUCUGACUCCGCCAGCCGAUAUCUUGACGGCAGUAUCGACACAGACGACGGUUCCUCCGGAUGCCGAACUCGACAAAGAAUUGGCUGCAAAACCGUCUGUCAUUCCGCCUACCCGCAGCUUUGUUAAACCAUGGACUUGGUUUAGUAGAAAGAAAGAGGCAAAGCCUGAAUUUGACGAAUCGUUGUUCAAAGCUAUCCAUACAACAUUUUUCGUUCGCAUUUGGGUUGGAGGGGCCCUCAAAUUGUUUUCAGAUACCUUGAAAACUACAACACCUCUCGUCACAAAAGUUCUUUUGACCUGGUUGACUGAAUCAUACAUCUACGUCCGAGCCACGGACGCGGAACGGGAAGCCUUUGGACUCAACAAGCCUCGAGGGAUCGGAUAUGGCAUUGGGGUGGCGAUUGGUCUAUUUGUGAUGCAGGAAGCUGCUAGUCUCAUGACCAAUCACUAUCAGCAAACUGCAUUAACUACAGGUCUGUCUGUAAGGACAGGGAUUAUCGGUAGCGUGUUCCGAAAAUCUCUUCGCCUCUCUGGCAAAGCGCGCGUCAACCAUAGCGUGGGUCAAAUUACGACUAUGAUCUCUACAGAUGCCACUAGACUAGAUCGGUUCUCUGCGUUUUGCCACAAUCUUUGGGUCUCCCCAAUACAGCUUGCUAUUGGCAUAGGCCUUCUACUUGGAAAUUUGGGCUACUCUGCUCUCGUUGGGCUGGGUGUUUUGAUGAUCGGCUUCCCCCUGCAAUUUGCACUAGUCAAAGUCAUGUUUACACAGCGCAAAAAGGGUGUUAAAAUCACGGACAAACGACAGCGGCUUACCACGGAAGUGUUGCAAGGCAUUCGAUUAAUCAAGUUCUAUGCAUGGGAGGAAUUUUACUCUCAGCAAAUUGGUGAACUGCGCAGGCAAGAAAUUAAGACCAUCCGAAAAUCUGCCAUUGCGAGAUCACUUUUGAUUGCAAUUGUCGUUUUCAUACCUGUUUUGGCAUCUACACUUUCAUUCAUCACGUAUGCGCUCAGUGGUCAUGACCUCAAUAUCGCUAUAAUUUUUAGUUCACUCCAACUUUUCAAUAUUAUUCGUGCCCCACUAAUCUUCUUCCCCUUCGUCUUCUCUGCACUCUCAGAUGCACUGGUGGCCCUCGGACGUAUAGGAACAUUCCUUACAUCCGAAGAUCUACCAGAACCGUACCCUAUUGACUCAGACGCGAAAGCGGCUAUUGAAGUGGAUGGUGAUUUUGCUUGGGAGACCGUGUUCAACCCAAGUAAAGCGGAUGAAGGGAAAUUUGGCAAGGGAGCGGGUGGCCGGCCGGGAGCAGGCGGUCCGGGAGCGGGACGUGGAAAAGGUUCGGGCGGGAAGGAUGGAGGAAAGGCGAGAACCAAGCCAAAGGCUAAGCCUCAGAAAGACGAGAGCGCUGGAGGUGGGAAGUGGUGGCAGAAGUCGGCAAAGAAAGGUGGAAAGGGAGGGGAUGUGUUGCCAUCUACGACCAAAGAUUUAGAAAAGGACAGUGAAACGGGGUCGAUGGAGAAGGACACUUCGUCUGAUGACGGAAAGGCCAAGAAAAAAGACAAGGAGGAGGAAAAGCCGUUUGAGUUGAAUAAUCUCAAAUUCACUGUUCCUCAGGGGUCUUUUGUGGGCAUUGUCGGUCGUGUUGGGUGUGGAAAGAGUUCCGUUCUACAAGCGCUUAUUGGCGAGAUGCGUCGGACCCGAGGCACGGUUCGCUUUGGUGGUAACGUCUCUUACGCCCCUCAGACACCCUGGAUUCGGAAUGCUACACUUAGGGAGAAUAUUCUAUUUGGACAACCUGAUGAUGAAGACAGAUUCAGAAAUGUUAUUAGUGCAUGCUGUCUAGAUCACGAUCUGGAAGUUUUGCCAAAUGGUGAACAGACGGAGAUUGGAGAGAAAGGUAUCAAUCUGAGUGGCGGCCAAAAGGCCCGUGUAUCUUUGGCUCGCGCAGCAUACUCUGAUUCGGAUAUUGUCCUUCUGGAUGACCCACUGUCCGCAGUCGAUGCAUAUGUCGGGAAAUCAAUCUUAGAGAACUGUCUCUUGUCCGGGCCCCUUUCAGACCGGACUCGCGUGCUUGUAACUCACGCCCUUCAUGUUCUCGACAAAACGGAUUACAUCUACGUCAUGGACAAUGGAGUCAUUAUCGAGCAGGGAACGUAUCAGGAUCUCAUGAUGAACAGCCAAAUAUUUUCUCGUCUUAUGGAUGAGUAUGGGAAUCUUGAAGUGGAGGAAGAGGAACAAGCGAAAUCCGAUGCGAAGAAAAAGAACAAGGGCGAUAAAUCGGCGAAUGGCGGUACCGAAGGGGGUGGGAUGAAGAAGGGGAACCCCGCGCUGAUGCAGCUGGAAGAGAGGAAUACCGGUGCGGUUACUUGGAGUGUUUACAAGAAAUAUCUGGGAUUUGCGGGGGGUGUUGUAUGGGCGCCUGUGAUUGUUCUGUUAUUGACGUUGACUCAGGGUGCUCAAGUUGGGAAUAAUUUGUUCCUUGGGUUCUGGACGGCGAAUAGUAUACAUGGAUUUAAGCAGGGCGACUAUAUGGCUGUCUACGCUGCUCUCGGUAUGGCACAGGCAGUCUUCCAAUUCAUCCUUAGCUUUUCCUUCGCUAUUGCUAGCUUGAUUGCUAGCUUGAACCUCUUCAGGACAGCCCUCCGAAGGGUCCUACGCUCGCCGAUAUCAUUCUUUGACACCACACCAAUGGGUCGUAUACUUUCUAGAUUAUCUAAGGAUCAAGAUACAUUAGAUACAGAACUAUCUAUGACUCUUAUGCAGUUCCUAUCUACAUUCAGCUCAGUCAUUGGAACAGUCGCCUUGGUAUUCUACACCUUCCCCUAUCUGGGUAUUAUUUUUGCCCCGUUGUCGAUCUUGUACUAUAUUGUAGCCAGCUAUUACCGACGCUCGUCUGUUGAAACCAAGAGACUCGAUUCGCUUAUGCGAUCUAUUUUGUAUGGAUCAUUUACAGAAACCUUGACUGGGCUUGCUACCAUUCGAGCAUACCGCGAGCAGGAACGCUCGAUAAAGGAUGCUGAAAGGGGUCUGGACCUUGAGAACAGGGCAUACUACAUGACCAUUUCCAUACAGAGAUGGUUGGCUGUUCGACUCGAUGUCUUUGGUAAUGUUUUAAUCCUUGGAAUCGGUCUCUUCGCUGCAGGAUUCCGACAUAGCGUAAAUCCGUCCAAAAUCGGUGUCGUGCUUUCCUACACAUUGAGCAUUACGCAAAGCUUCUCUGACAUGGUCUCGCAAUUUGCUCAGAAUGAGCAGAAUAUGAACGCUGUAGAGCGUGUCCUUCAUUAUUCAGAGUUGGAACCCGAAGGUGAUUUAACUACACCCAAUGAUCCCCCUCCAAGCUGGCCGAGUGAAGGUGGAAUCCGCUUCGAGGAUGUAGAGCUAGCGUAUCGUGAGGGGCUCCCACUAGUUUUGAAGGGUAUCAGUUUCCAGAUCAAACCCGGUGAAAAGGUCGGCAUCAUUGGACGUACUGGAGCAGGCAAAAGCUCUUUGCUACAAGCUCUUUUCCGUACGGUAGAAUUAAAGGGAGGAAAGAUUGAGAUCGACGGUCGUAACAUCCGAGAAGUUGGGUUGGACGUGUUACGAAGCCGCCUCGCGCUUGUACCUCAGGAUGGUACACUAUUCUUGGGCACUCUUCGGGAAAAUAUCGACCCACAAGGCCUGCGAACAGACGCAGAAUUGAUCUCCGCCCUUCAACGUUCAUGGCUUCUUCCCAAGUCUGGGCCUCCUGACCCAGUUGCUGAAGCAAAAUUUAGUCUCGACUCUACUGUUGGCGACGAAGGUAGUGCCAAUUUUAGCGCAGGCGAGAAGCAACUACUUGCAUUGUGUCGCGCUCUGGUUAAAAAUAGCAAAAUUAUUGUAUUGGAUGAAGCUACGAGUAAUGUCGAUGUAGAGACAGAUGCGAAGCUUCAACGGACAAUUCAAGUCGAAUUUGCAUCGUCGACGCUAUUGUGUAUUGCUCAUCGCCUCAACACCAUUGCAUACUACGAUCGCGUUAUUGUGAUGGAUGAGGGAAAGGUUGCAGAAUUCGAUACCGUCUUGAAUUUAUUCGACAACGAAACUUCAAUAUUCCGCUCGUUAUGUGACGAAGCUAAUCUGCAACGAGCUGACAUAGUCAGGAUACGCGCUGAACAUGACAUCAUGAUACAAUCAUAA
Molecule: messenger RNA, 4470 nt
Organism: Psilocybe cubensis
Lineage: Eukaryota; Fungi; Basidiomycota; Agaricomycetes; Agaricales; Agrocybaceae
Exons: 35
Coding region: 1-4470 (1489 amino acids)
Biological process (GO): transmembrane transport
Cellular component (GO): membrane
Molecular function (GO): ABC-type transporter activity; ATP hydrolysis activity; ATP binding
Source: RefSeq, a predicted model, not a curated record